GAAGGAAGAAUGAUAAUUAUAAUAAUAAAAAAAAUAAAAGAAAAUCCAGCAACAUAUACAUUUUUAAAACGUCUGCAGGAAAAGUGUUGACUGAUCCUGCUUAAGUAGAAUAUGAACAGCUGCAGUUCUUACGUUGUGUUGAGCGAAAUAGCCAUUGCCAAUCAUAAUUUUGCUGUAAUAUAAUAGGCAGCCAGCCACACGGAGCACGCAGACUUCAGUUUGGUUUUUGGAAUGCUUGUCUGUGAGCAACACGGAGGCGGUGGGUUGGGGGCAAUCCUUCGUUUGGCACAGUACUUUAACUUCGCGUACUACUGCCAUGCUCUACCUGCUGGGCAUAAGACGGUUCCAAAAUCCUGAAGAACCGGUGUGUUCAUAAUAAUAAUAAUAAUAAUAAUAAUAAUAAUAAUAAUAAUAAUAAUAAUAAUAAUAAUAAUAAUGAUGAUGAUGAUAAGUAUGGGACCGCAGUGUUAAUUUAUCUCGCGUUAAUUUAGCUGAAGUACUUUUGUCACAAACAAUAGGAAUUAAUAAACAAGCAAACAGAAAAAAACCUGUAUGAUGGUGCGCAAUUUAUCAAAACUACAAGUGCAUUGGGAGAGAGAGAGACAGAAGAAAAGAGAUACGCCUGGGUCUUGGUUUGCAUUUAAAAAUAAUUUGGCGAAAGGACUUGAAUUUGUGUUCUGCGAAUAACCGACUGCUGGAAUAGUGGAUACUACGGCAUGCUAGACAUUUCAGGAUUAAAGGACUUCGUGAACGUGUUGACAAUUACAAAAUAAGUGAUAUUCUAAGGAGAUGGGAGCCAUACUAAUUUGCCAUCUAAUGUUAUUCAAGCUUUUUCCGAAUUCAGAUGUCUUGCACGGCAGCCGUAACCAUAAGAACUUGGAAAAAAGAUAAAUAUCAUCAUUUAAUUCAAUGAAAGAAACAGGAAAAAUACGUACUGAUGACUUUUUUUGGAAGGCAAAAUACAUCACAUGAACUUGGCAAUGGCAUGAUCUAUAAUAAUAAUAAUAAUCAUCAUAAUAUAAAAAGAAAAGCAGAACAUCACUUCUUCGUAGAAGCAGGAACUUAAACUGGACUCUUCCAGGAACUCAUUUCAUUUUACGCCUGACCACAAAACUGAUUAAUAAAAAAAAAACAUGUUCUGGGGAUUUAGCUGCGGAUUAGAACUGCAAAAAAUGAGUCUGUCAACAAGGUUGCAUUGAGUUCACGAUUCGGUAACAACAGGUGCACCAGGGGUCUGACCAUGCAUUUUUAAGUUAUUUAGAGAAAAAAAACAAAAAACAAAAAAAAAAACAACCUAUACUGCUACCUGGUGUUUUCAGGCCCCCCUUACUUUAAAUCCUAAAAUAUAAAAUACGUUUUUUAAUAAGCCAAGAUGGAGGCUGCUAUGGUGAGUGUCGAAAGCGGAGGGUGCAACAGCCACCCGCCUUACGGUUACGCACACGCUCGGGCAAGGGAGAGGGAACGGGAGCGCGAACGGGAGCGCCAAGCACACUCCAGAGCUGCCGCCGCCGCUGAAGCUGCUUCGGCAGGAGGAGGAGGGGGCAGCCACCACCAUCACCACCACCACAACCCGCAGGAACAGCAGCAGAAUCAGUCUCGCACCGCCUCCUUGUCCCAAGCUAACAACAGCUGUGGCGAUGGGACUGCCUUGUGCCCCUCCUCCGCCUCCGCCUCCCAGCAGCAACACCACCACGAGCCACAACAGCUGCAGCAAGUAGUCAAAGGGAAGAAAAAGCAUCGGGGCUCAGAGCAGGACAGGAGAAACAAGCAUCGUCAGGGCUACGGAGGGGGCCACUCUCGCCACUCGGAGUUGGCUCCAACUGGGUCCGAGGAAGAAAUUAUGAAAGAGGAGGAAGAAGAAGAGGAGGAAGAAGAAGACGAAGAAGAAGAAGAAGAAGAAGAAGAAGAAGAAGGAGUGGGAGAAGUAGUUGACGGAGGGGAACAGACUGCAGGUGAGAAGAAAAAAAGUUUUCUCUGUACCAUGGAUGAUGAAGAGGAGAGGGUUUCUCUCAGUGACAGACUAUCCCGGCAAGGCUAUGACUCUGUCUACAGCGAGUACGAGUGCUGCGAGAGAGUUGUCAUCAACGUCUCCGGACUGAAGUUCGAGACGCAGCUGAAAACUUUGACUAGGUUUCCUGACACGCUGUUAGGGGACGCCGAAAAACGAAUCAGUCACUUCGACCCCCGGAGGAACGAGUACUUCUUUGACAGGAAUCGACCCAGCUUUGACGCCAUCCUGUACUUUUACCAGUCAGGGGGCAGGUUAAAGAGACCCCCCAGCGUGCCUUUUGACAUCUUCUCUGAAGAGAUCACGUUUUACGAACUGGGAGAAGAUGCAAUGCUGAAGUUCAGGGAGGACGAGGGUUUCGUGAAGGAGGAGGAGAAGCCUUUGCCAGAGGACGAGUUCAAACGCCAGGUCUGGCUCCUGUUUGAACACCCAGAAAGCUCAGUGCCUGCUAGAGGAAUUGCGAUCGUUUCCGUGGUGGUAAUCCUGAUCUCCAUGAUCAUAUUUUGUUUGGAAACUUUACCUGUGUUCAGAGAAGACAACGAUUACUUAAACAGCGGCGUCAACGGCACAGCCCAAGACAGUAGAUCUACACCUUUUAACGACCCUUUUUUCAUUGUGGAGACUGUGUGCAUUAUUUGGUUCACCUUUGAAAUGAUUGUUCGUUUCUAUGCAUGCCCCAGCAAAGCUGACUUCUUUAAAACCAUUAUGAACACUAUUGACAUUGUAUCCAUUUUGCCUUAUUUUAUUACUAUUGCCUCGGAUCUCGCCCAGCAGCAUCAAGGCAACGGGCAACAAGCCAUGUCUUUUGCCAUUUUGAGGAUAAUUCGUCUUGUCAGAGUGUUUCGCAUAUUCAAGCUCUCCAGGCACUCGAAGGGCCUGCAAAUCCUUGGACAUACCCUCAGGGCCAGCAUGAGGGAGCUGGGUCUGCUGAUGUUUUUCCUUUUCAUCGGCGUCAUCCUGUUUUCCAGCGCGGUGUAUUUUGCAGAAGCAGACGAGCCCCGCUCCCAGUUCGGGAGUAUCCCGGAUGCCUUUUGGUGGGCUGUGGUAACCAUGACCACGGUCGGCUAUGGCGACAUGAAGCCUAUAACUGUCGGUGGCAAGAUAGUGGGCUCACUGUGUGCCAUAGCAGGUGUUUUAACCAUUGCUCUCCCGGUGCCGGUAAUCGUUUCCAACUUUAACUAUUUUUACCAUAGAGAAACUGACAACGAAGAUCAGUCACCGGUUCAGCAGUCUGUACCCACCUGCCCCUGCUUCCCCACACACUUCCUAAGGAAGUGCAGAGGUUCCUCCUCGUCCUCUUUGGGGGACAAAUCUGAGUACCUGGAGAUGGAGGAGGGAGUAACGGAGUCGCUUUGCGCAAAGGAAAAACCGAGUCACAGCAAAGGCAAUGGCACAGAGAUCAAGAAACACUGUGUGAGUCCUAGCUCGGUACAAACUGACGUGUGAUGCGAGUGCAGCGCAUUUGGAGUGAUUACCGCUCAUGAAAAGAUAAGCAUUGAAGAAACAUACAAGCACAAGCCAGCUAGUGGAAAUAAACUGCAUACGCAAUGCUGUGCUUUAUCAAUAUUAUAAGAACUAAUGCGAGGGCAGACAUAUGAGAAGUCAGUGAUGGACGGCAAAUAGAAGUUCACAUAAGAGGGCUGGAGGAAAAGUUUUAUUUUUCAUUCUCAAAGCUUCAUCCUGAACUCUUAGUUAUUGACGGUUUUGCACAGUAACUCAACACGUUCAUUGAGAUCCAGCAGCUCUGUGUUUUGCGUUUUUACCAGAACUUCAAAUGCAUAAAACUGUGAUGGACUACGAUGCUCGGCAAGCGAUUGUCAAUGCUUCGUCUAAGGAUUAGCGCGCGAACAAUAACCGAAUCAAAUCAGUGCAACAUAGAAGAAAAAGAUGCUCAGUCCUGAAGAACAACUGUAAGACACUUUAAGAAAACAAAGAGACAAACACGUGUUCCUUAACAGUAAAGUGCCUCCUGUCUUGUUAGCAAGCGGAUAAAGUGAAAGCACUUAAAGGAUACAUGUGGAAUUAUAGCUCAAGUUUUGCUGUUGUUUGAUCAAACUCUGCCUUGUUUGCACUAUUAAAUAUGCUGGAGACAGGAAUACAUUUUAAAGGCAAAUCUUUUCUGUAAUGCUGUAAAAUGUUAGUUAUAAUUGCAAGACAAUCAUGCAAGACAUUCUCUUUCCGUGACGUUUGACUAUACUAUAUGUAUACAACAUCCAGUAAAUACGCACAGCAACACACUGCAGUCAUCUGAAACGUUUUAGCCUACUUCUUUCUUCUUGUUUUUUGGUCGCCAUCUAUAUGCUGAAUGGCAUUUGGUAACCUGGGAAGACUGCACGCUGCUGUUGGAUAAAAGCAAAUAUAUAAUUAGGAUGUCUGAUAACUGUUAGCUGUUGCCCAAUAGUUGGCAAUUCAUUACGCACAUACCCUUUCUGAAACGCAAGCCCCCUUGGAACAAUGGGCCCUUUAAAGAAUAUUACUGCGAAUGUCCGUCCACGUCAUUCUGUUAUGUACAGAACUAUGUUAUUAUUAUUAUUAUUAUUAUUAUUAUUAUUAUUAUUAUUAUUAUUAUUAUUCUCGCAAUUAUCCCAAAACACCUAUUGUGACAUAUAAACAUCAACCGAGCCAUGCAAUACAGCCUUCUGGACAUGUGCAUUGGCGGAUUCAUGCGUCAAUGUCAAUAUGAGGGGAUAGAAUAUAAUUAUGUUUCCUAGACCAAAGCAACUCCCAUCAUUACAGUAUUCAAAUAUAAAAACAAAACAAAACAAAACAAAAAAACUCUGAACAUUAUUUGAGGCAGUCGUGCGAGCAUGUAUUGCUGCUGCAGUUAAAACAACACAGUACCACAAACCCUACACACAAGCUGCAUGUCCUGUUCAAGACUGGGAUCCCAAAGCGUUCCCCAAGGACUUCUUGUCAUAUAACUUCUUCUGAAGAUCACGCGACAGAACCGCACUCCUCUAACUUAUUCCAGAGGAUUGCAAAAUCGCUUUAAACCAUCCAUCAGAAGAAGAAAAAUGACAAUCUGAUAUAUAUAUAUAUAUA
Messenger RNA from Acipenser ruthenus (sterlet), 5050 nucleotides. RefSeq names its product potassium voltage-gated channel subfamily A member 1-like. The transcript is spliced from 2 exons. The record is from RefSeq and is a predicted model, not a curated record. Gene Ontology annotation, biological process: protein homooligomerization; potassium ion transmembrane transport. Gene Ontology annotation, molecular function: protein binding; potassium ion binding; delayed rectifier potassium channel activity. The coding region runs from base 1373 to 3454 and encodes 693 amino acids. NCBI's taxonomy places the organism in Eukaryota, Metazoa, Chordata, Actinopteri, Acipenseriformes, Acipenseridae. Gene Ontology annotation, cellular component: membrane; voltage-gated potassium channel complex.